AUUGCAGAAUGUGAGAAGAGGAAUGCCAAAUCACGUGAAAGCCGUAGCUUUUAUAUUUUUAAACGAUACUUGAAUAAGAUUUUAAAUGAAGCUGGAAAACUUGGCCUUCCUGAGGAGAAUGUGGGCCACACCCACUACGACGCUGAGAUCAUCCUUACAAAACAGACAUAUUUGGAGAUCCUCCGGUUUCUCAAUGAAGAAACUUGGCAGUCAGGUGCUGUGGAUGAUGCACUUAGUGAUAUUUUGAUCAAUUUUAAACGCCAUGAUUAUAAAGAUUGGCACUGGAGAUUUGAAGACACUUUUGGAAUUGAUCUAUAUAAUCUGUUUCUGAUACUCUUGUGCUUAGUGUGCGUUGUAGUUGUAAUAGCUACAGAGCUCUGGACACAUAUUCAUUGGUUUGUUCAGCUAAAACGUGUUUUAUUAAUAAGUUUUCUCAUCAGUUUUGCAUGGAAUUGGCUCUACUUGUAUAAGCUGGCCUUCGCGCAGCAUCAAGCAGAAAUUGCGAAAAUGGGGCAGUUUGAUAACAUCUGUGCUGAGAAGUUAGACUGGGGGGAAAGUCUUAUUGAAUGGCUGAGAAGUAAAUGGACGUUUCAGGAUGAUCCCUGUCAGAAGUACUACGAAACUCUACUAGUAAACCCUGUUCUGCUGGUUCCACCGACAAAGGCAUUGGCAAUUACUUUCACCAACUUUGUAACUGAGCCUUUAAAGCACGUGGGACAAGGUAUUGGUGAAUUCAUCAAAGCACUUAUGAAGGAGAUACCAUUUAUUCUGCAGGUUCCAGUGCUAAUCAUGAUGGCUCUGGCUGUCCUGGCUUUCUGCUAUGGUGCGGGAUCGUCCGUGUCUAUGUUAAGAUACUUAACAUCUUUUCAGAAGAAAAGCCUUCCUCCACCUGACAGUCAACAGGAGAAAAUAGACUUUGGACAACAUGAUGGGAGUAAAUCAGAUUAUUUGCAAAAGCUUCCGUACGUUUAUAGAGGACCUUAUGAGAGAGGAGAUGCUCCUGUGAGACCAGGAAAUGGCAGCAAAAGUCCUGACAUCAUGCAUAUAAGCAACAAGCCUGACACGCAAGUAGAAGAGUCUCUCAAACCAGAACCUCGUAAUAGAUUGCACACUGAGUCUGAAGCUUGUAGACUAGAAACUAUCAGAGCUGAAAGUCUUACUGAAGAACAUGCACUUGAACAGCAGAAACAGGAGACAGGCAAAGCAGAGCAAGAGACUGGAGAAAAUUGUGAUCCUAAUAAAAACCUAGAAGGGAAAAGUUCCGCAAUGGAGCCAUGUGGAGAGAAGAAAGAGCGCCCUUCACCUGACUCACAGGAAGGACACUAA
This is a messenger RNA of Phaethon lepturus (White-tailed tropicbird), 1326 nucleotides long. RefSeq names its product chloride channel CLIC-like 1 (gene CLCC1). The annotation marks the transcript as partial. Gene Ontology annotation, cellular component: membrane; endoplasmic reticulum. The transcript is spliced from 8 exons. Gene Ontology annotation, molecular function: chloride channel activity. NCBI's taxonomy places the organism in Eukaryota, Metazoa, Chordata, Aves, Phaethontiformes, Phaethontidae. The record is from RefSeq and is a predicted model, not a curated record.